Molecule: messenger RNA, 8305 nt
Organism: Neoarius graeffei (lesser salmon catfish)
Lineage: Eukaryota; Metazoa; Chordata; Actinopteri; Siluriformes; Ariidae
Gene: nsd1b
Product: nuclear receptor binding SET domain protein 1b
Exons: 24
Coding region: 778-6501 (1907 amino acids)
Biological process (GO): regulation of DNA-templated transcription
Cellular component (GO): nucleus; chromatin
Molecular function (GO): histone H3K36 methyltransferase activity; protein binding
Source: RefSeq, a predicted model, not a curated record
GUGCGUGCGUGCGUGUGUGUGUGUGUGAAGAAGAAGAACAAAUGCUGAAGAAUAGGAAUAAUAAUAGUAAUAAUGGUAAUAAUAAUGAUGAUAAUAAUAAGGGCAGGUGUGUUUUAGGAAGUGUUAAAGUGAGAAGGCUGGAGAGCCGCGACGGAUUGGCUGUUCACACACACACACACACACACAGGCAGGGGCUCGAGACACAACCAGGGGCAGGUCGGCACGCAGAGGAAACCAUCACCGUUUCAAUGGAGAGAAAGUAAGAGCCCCCCGAAAGGGGCCGCUAGCCUCACUGUCAAGAAUAUGGGCUCAGGUUUCUCGGCCUAGUGCUGCCGCUCUUGCUCAUACUCAUGCUGCUGCUGCUGGGAUUUGCUGAGGCUGAGGUUCUCUCACUAAUUUGGGAAAAAGGCCAUUUGGACUGCAAAAGCGCAGGGUUUUCGGUGUCCCCGAGCGCGAGCGGCAGGUCAAGGUUUUCUUUAAGAUAAGUGGCAGAUUCGGAUGCUCGGAUCAUCAGCAGUCCUCCAGAAGAGCUGAAAAUCCUCAUCACAUGGAAACCGUCACCCAUCUUCAUCAAGGUGCCUGGCCUCAAGUCCAACCGUCAAGUCUCACUUCCACUUAGUGGCGCAGAACCAAGGACUACUGACUCAGGAUUCCAGUUCCUUGAGACCUUCAUGGAUAACUUCCUGGAUCUGCUUUUCACAUCCAAGGAUCCACAAGGGCCAUAGGAAUGAGUUGACUCCAUGGCACUUGAAGCUUGCUGACCCAUUUCUACAAAACAUGGACACAGCUUUGCCUGACAACAGAACUGACAAUAACACUCGCAUGUCUCCUCCCAGUCCAGCGUUCAGCCUCGAUUCGUCCAGUCCAUUUGCAAAUGGAUUACACUUUGAGUCAAUUUUGUUUGAGGAUGAGGAGGAAGAUGAGGACACCGGCCCAAGGUCUUCACACGAAAAGCCUUGUAGCAGCCCUGUAAAUGAGAUUGCUACAUCUACAAAUCCAAAGCAAAAAUUCACCAUUUUUGAUAGACACCAUCAUCUGUCUAAAGGCAAAAGAAGAACCAAGGCCUGUAUGUCUAUGAAAAAAUAUGAAAACCACAAGGAAGAGUCAGAUGGCGACCGCGAUCCAGCCUCACUGGAGUGCAUCCAUGAUGACGUUACGAUGAUAAACAACUCAAAGUCAAAGGCUCUUCCACCAGUAAAGUACCUCGAAGGUGAAGUGAUAUGGGCCAAGUUCAACCGUAGACCAUGGUGGCCAUGUCGCGUGACCAUCAAUCCUGCGUUGGAAACGUAUCACAGAAUAAAAGAGCCGAGUGAUAAUCCCUAUCGUCAGUAUUACAUCAGGACUUUUGGGGAACCUGAGGAACUGGCCUGGGUUUCUGAGAAAGCCAUACAUCUAUUUUUUGGUGAAUAUCAGUUCUACACUCUUCCUGGUCCAAAGAGAGGGGUACCCAAGCGGUUUCUCAGCUCUUGGAGUUGUAGUGUAGCUGAGGCUGAGGCACAUUUCCUGGAUAAGCCCAAGAUACAUAUUAUAGCUUCGGAAUUCACAGAAAAGAGUCCAGUUGAUGAAAACACAAAAGGUCAAGAAGACAAGGUAUCUAACUCCACGUUGCUCUUGGGAAUUCCUGGAAACGGUUGCCAAGCCAAUGGGAAGAUUUCCCAUAAAGACCAAAACAUUCUGAUUAAGCCGAAAUGCACAAAGAAGCAAAGGAAGUCCUCAGAAGUGUUUUUUACCAAGUAUGACAAAUUCGUCUGUGAAAAGACUGAGACAGAAGAAGUGGUGGAUAGUCCCUAUUCCGACAUCGACUCUGUGCCGCAAAUCCGCCGAUGUCCCAAAGGCAGUGGCCGACCCUCACCGAAUUCCACUACUGAUCAGCCUGGAAGACAAGUCACAAGCCAAAAUGAGAAAGAAGCAAAGAAAAAUAUCGAAGUCCAGGGUGGUUUGUGGUUCAGCAAAGCUGGAAAAGGACAAACCAGUGGGGUGUUUAGUCGUGCAGGAAUUAAAUCUGUUAAUUGCUCCUUUGGUAAAGUAUCAUGUAAGAUCAAGAUACCUGAGUCGGCAAGUCUGAAGUCCAAAGACAACCAAGUCACAGGAUGUGAAAAUCAAUCUGUCGAAGCCAAGAAGACUCUUGACAAUCGAGUUGCAGGUCUUCCAGCAAGCAGUCGAUUGAUGACCAGAGCACUGAAAGCCAUGGAAGACUCUCAGCUCCAGGAACCUUCUAGCCAAGAUCUUCAACAAACUUUGCCAAGUGGUGAACCCGAGAAUGAUGCACAUGCUACAAAAUGCGAAAAGACAAAAGUAAAACCGACCCACCAGAAACUUUCAGCAGGGCCAGAUGUAAGCUCUAAUGCCAAUCCCAAGGCAUCUCUAGAUCCGUCUGAUUUGCAAGACAGCGAAUUUGCUGUCAAAUCAGAAGACGAAUCUUGUGUGAUAUCUUCUGAACCAGUUGGUUUCAAUGCAUCAAAACUGAAACAAGAGAAUAAAGUGUCUGAGGUGUCAGUGUUUUCGACGGCAUCUCCAUUUCAUGUGAAUAUACAAGACAAUGAAGACAUGAAAGAAAUAACCUUCAAGUCACUGGAAAAUGAAGAAAAUGGAAAGUCCACAUUUCAUCCAGACGCAAAGUAUAAAUAUAGCACAUUCCUGAUGCUGUUAAAGGAUAUACAUGACAGUCGAGAAAAAGAUGGCCGACCCUUGGUCAUGGAACCUUUACCAAUAAAAAAUCUCAUUAAAGAAGAGCCGUCCAUGAUUUCAGAAAAUGAUCUAAAAAGACGCUUCAGUUGUGUUAAAGAUGAUAACAACCACUACACAUUGCCAGGUCUUAAGAAGUACGGACAGAGCAAAGCUUCGAGUUUUAAGUUCAAACAAAACAAAACAAAUCCAAAGUUUGGUCCUGACAUGAGAGAAGCCAAUGGUUGUGUGUCUCCGCAAUGCCAGAGAAUUUCUCCUGUACCAAAAUCUGUUAAAAAACCAAGCAAAAAAAGUCAACCUGUUGUGAAGAAGAGCCUUAACAUUUUUGUACCUUCUGAUUUGUCAACACAUGCGUGUAGCAGGAAGUCGGAUAACAUGCCGAUCACCAAGUGCAAACUCUUCGCUGAGGACUCGGAGAAUAGUUUUUUUGGCAGCGUACCGAAAAAACGCUGGCAGAAGUUUGGACAGGACGAUGAAAAGGUGUCGCAAAAGGCAGAGAUCAGAAGUGACCAAGGACCAGGACAACCGCAGAUGUUGCCUUCAGAAGAGAAAAGGGAUGUAGAGCCUGGUGCUGAAAAGACAACUUCAUCUUCAGCAUCAGCAAAAGACAUAUCCAUAAACACAGCCAACAUAACUCCGAAUACCUGUGAGGUUUCUAGUUUCCCCACAGAGAGCAAACGUAUCCGAAAGCCAAGCAAAAGACUCAUCGAAUGGACGGAGGAAUACGAUCACAUAUUUGCCACGAAGAAGAAAGCAAAAAAGCAACCGGAAUCUUUGCAGAAGGUUAUUAAAAAUCGUUCCGACAAUAUCACUGAGAAAUCUUCAGGCAUACAGCAACAUCAAGGAGCAAUACAACCUGUGCCGAACCCCUUACCAGAAAUUCAGACUCCUCCCCCUGAAGAGAGGUCUAAGACUCCUCCCAUGAUAGAAAAUACUCCAUGUCAAGAGAAUCAGGUUAUGGCUGUAGACACACUAACUCCGCCUCCGGAAACAGAAACCUCCCCAUACGGAGAAAAUUGUUUUAAGGAACAACUUCUGGUUCAGAAUUGCUCCAUCACUGGUGACGGCGUCUGUUUAAGCACAAAAAGGCAAAGGAAACCCACCAAGAAAAUUCUAGAGAGUUCAAUCGAAGCUGAACCAAUUCUGGCGCCAAAAAAGAAGGUGAAAUCCCAGAGGAACAGUUCUUCAGGACAUGCUGCUCAUUCAGGCUUUGGGCAAUCAAAAAGUAAGAGCAAGCAGCCUGCUGUAUCCACUCCUGAAGAGAAUGUUCCAAUUUCAGCGAGUACAGAGAGGGAGGCAGAUAUCAUUCCUACGAACCCUGACGCACUCAACCCUGAGACAGCCAAGGACGGCAAAUGCACUCUGGAAUCUGAGAUAUUUGACCCCAGUGAUGACUGCUCUGAGAUGAAAAACGAAUCUGCUGAUAACAGACUUUCACUGGAGAAAGGGAGUGGCGUAGUACUGAAGGACAGUGUUUGUCAGGUUUGUGAGAAACGGGGAGAGCUGCUUCUGUGUGAAGGCCAGUGCUGCAGUACAUUCCACCCACAAUGUGUCGGCCUGACUGAGGCUCCAGGCGGGAAGUUUCUGUGUCAGCAGUGCACAUCUGGCAUCCACGAAUGUUUCAUGUGUAAGAAGCUGGGAGACGACGUGAGGCGCUGCAUGGUUCCUUCCUGCGGGAAGUUCUACCAUGGAGAGUGUGUUGCCAGCCACGCCCUCACAGUGCCUUUACACCGAGGCUUCCGCUGCUCCCUCCACGCUUGUCUCGCCUGCUUCAUCACCAACCCGAACAACCCGUCCAUUUUUAAAGGUCGACUGAUGCACUGCGUCAGAUGCCCCGUGGCAUACCACGCUAGUGAUUACUGCAUCCCUGCAGGCAGCGUCAUCUUGUCCACUCACAGCAUCGUCUGUCCAAACCACUUCAUGCCACGAAAGGGCUGCCGCAAUCACGAACACGUCAAUGUCAGCUGGUGCUUUGUUUGCUCCGAAGGAGGUAGUUUGCUCUGCUGCGAGUCCUGUCCAGCGGCUUUUCACCGCGAGUGUCUGAACAUCGACAUGCCUGAGGGCAGCUGGUUCUGUAACGACUGUCGAGCCGGGAAGAAACCGCACUACAGAGAAGUGGUGUGGGUAAAAGUGGGUCGAUAUAGAUGGUGGCCUGCAGAAGUUAGCAACCCGAAGGACAUUCCAGAAAAUAUCCUGCGAAUGAGGCACGACGUCGGCGAGUUUCCAGUCCUUUUCUUUGGUUCCAAUGACUACCUGUGGACCUACCAGGCCCGGGUUUUUCCGUACAUGGAAGGAGACGCGAACAGCAAAGAAAAAAUGGGAAAGGGGGUUGACUCCAUUUAUAGGAAAGCUUUGGACCGGGCUGCUGAAAGAUUCCGAGAACUGCAGGCAGAGAAGGAACUCCGGCAGCUCCAGGAGGACAGGAGGAAUGACAAGAAGCCUCCUCCUUACAAGCACAUUAAGGUGAACCGACCGAUCGGCAAAGUGCAGAUCAUUACAGCCGAUUUAUCCGAGAUCCCACGCUGCAACUGCAAGGCGACGGACGAGAACCCGUGCGGCAUGGACUCAGAGUGCAUCAACCGCAUGCUGCUCUACGAAUGCCACCCUCAGGUCUGCCCGGCUGGGGAGAGUUGCCAGAACCAGUGCUUCACUAAGCGCCAGUACUCGCAGGUGGAAAUCUUCAGGACGUUGUCUCGAGGCUGGGGCCUGCGCUGCUGUCACGACAUCAAGAAGGGCGCGUUUGUAAGCGAGUACGUCGGCGAAGUGAUCGACGAAGAGGAAUGCCGAGCUCGGAUCAAGAACGCGCAGGAGAAUGACAUCGGGAAUUUCUACCUGCUGACACUAGACAAGGACCGGAUAAUAGACGCCGGACCCAAAGGAAACCAGGCCCGGUUCAUGAACCAUAGCUGCCAGCCAAACUGCGAGACCCAGAAAUGGACUGUAAAUGGAGACACCCGGGUUGGACUGUUCGCCCUGGUGGACGUUGCUGCAGGCACUGAGCUGACGUUUAAUUACAACCUUGAGUGUCUGGGUAACGGGAAGACUGUGUGUAAAUGUGGGGCACCGAACUGCAGCGGCUUUCUAGGUGUAAGACCAAAGAAUAACCCUCCUCCAGAUGAUAAGGGCCGUAAGAUGAAGAGGAAAGCUUAUGCAAAGCGCAAGUCGCAGCAAGAGCUAACGAAGGAGCGAGAAGACGAGUGUUUCAGCUGUGGAGAUGCUGGACAGAUGGUUUCAUGUAAGAGACCUGGGUGUCCAAAGGUUUAUCACGCAGACUGUCUCAACCUGACCAAGAGACCUGCAGGGCGUUGGGAGUGUCCGUGGCACCAGUGUGACCUGUGUGGUCAGGAAUCCGCCUCGUUCUGCGAGAUGUGCCCCAGUUCGUACUGUGUGGAGCACCGCGACGGCAUGCUCUUCAUCUCCAAGCUGGACGGCCGUCUGUCCUGCAGCGAGCACGAUCCGUGCGGUCCCGAGCCUCUAGAACCCGGCGAGAUCCGUGAAUACGUCCCAGAACACAUCAACGUCUACCCGGUGAAGGCUUUACAACUUUAUCAAAACCCAGCAUGUCAAACCAGUCAGCUUCCUCAAACUUCCGAUGCUCUGCUCGUGUCCUCGAGCCCUCCUUCCAGUCCUUCACUAGCGAUCGCUUUUAACAGCAUGUACUCGCCCAUAUCCUCCUUCGGAGAAGAAGAAAACUCAGUGGACCAGGACGACGAUGACAUAGAAGAUGACGAUGGGAGAAUUAUAGAUGAAGCUGAAGAACACACUCAGUCAGAAACAUGCGAUAAAAGGGGUGUGAAAGUGACGCUGACUGUAUGAAUUAGACAUGAAUUAGACUAGGGAUUUUCUUCUUCACUACAGAAACGUAGGAAACAGCCGUAGUGGAAAGGAGCGGCUGGAAUUCGUCGCUGCUUACUAGGAAAAUGGAUCCACCUUGAUGGAUUUAGUCAAUUGUUUUUUUAUUCUGAGGUUCUUAGAUUUGCACUCUUCGCAAUUUACAGUUAGACGUGCAAAACACGAGACUUUGAAGAACGAGUUACUUCGAAACGUGGUUUGUUUGGAAGAAAUAGAAAGAGUUAGGAAAUAACUGACGUUUGGGACAAAAGCCACGUCUGAAACUCCACCUCGAUCCUAAGAACUGAAGAACAAAUUCCCUUUUGUUCCUCGCGACAAAGUUUUUGCACUCACCACUUUUAUAUCUUGUCCGUAUGAGCCCUGGUUGGCUACCAUCGAGCAAAAAUAUCACAAUGGCUGCUGUCCUGUUUUACCAUCACUCGAUCAACCGAAGGCCUGGUCUGCACUUACACUUUACGCUUUACACUUUACCAACCACUUUUUAAAAAAUCUUAAAGAGAUUCAGAUUAUUUAAAAAGUCCCCUAAGAGAGAAGACAGUUUGUUUGAUUAAUUUAUUAUUUCCCUCCAAGAAAAAUAGUUUGUUUUGCACAUUACGGCUGCUCAUAAACUGUAACAUCAAGGCACGGAAAACACUCAAAGAUCAAAUAUAGGAUCGAUCAUCAACACUGGAUACGCGAACCAUGACCCUCUUCGAUGGUGUGCAUCCACUGUUUGACUUUAUAAUGCCUUAUAAACGUCACGUAUACUCGCUGAUCACAAAUCGUGUUAAACGUGAUCAUUUUUAACAUCAGGUGUAGGUCAAGUUAAUCAGUUACACAAUACAGUGUGUUGUUGUUAUUAUGGUCUUAUCAUCACCAGCCCUGGGUUUUAAUCGAGGCAGCAAUUAUGGGCAGCGUUUGUGCGCCGGAGAUAAACCUCGUCAUGCUCGGCUGGAUCAAAAACUCCACCCUGAAACCUCCUUAGCACUGCUAGUGUUGAAUCAUCAGCUGAUGUUUUUCUUGUGAGAAAUUUACAAUCACUCUGACGUUAUCGCUAAGAGACGGAAAUUCAACCAUCACGAACGUAAGGGUUUCACCGCUAGCUCCUAAAAACAAGAGCUUAUUUUCUCACUGGCCGUUUUUUCAGCAGCAUUUGGAAAUUUCAUGUCAUGUCAUGUCACGUCAAUGAGAAAUGGAGCAUCGGAGCAGUGGAGAUGUUGGCACAAACGCUGGACUCGUAGCAUCCCAGAAUGCAAUGCAGCAAUAAUCAGCUAGUUGGCAAACUACGUGAACUACGCGAUGACAUAUUAGCAAGAAAGUUGUAGCUUUAGAACUUUAUCUGCAUGACCUGAGUGGACAGAUUUAAGGAGGAGGUGACGGAGCAAGACAGACUGAAGUACUCAAGCGCCGCUGCAUCGCUUUCUUUCAAUAGAGAUGAAGCAAGGGAGGGCGACAACUCCCAGCAGGUUGUUAGACAGCAGUGUGGGUAACGGAGAUGACCGCUAACAACUGAAAAUAGAGCAGCAUGCUGAUGAGCGAGGUUUUAAGCUAAAGAAAAAAAGUCAAGAAUUUCAUUCCAAAAUAAAUGAAAAAAUCGAGGAUACUCUUGAAGAUCACAUGUUAAUGAUCAAAAGUCGUUCCAGGCGGAUUUUUCCUUUUCCUUUGUUUUUUUUUGAAGCAUCUCAAAGACAUCCAUGAGGUCUGAACUCGUCCACUCUUUUCAGAAAUAUAAGUAAACGCAUAAGGCCAUCCUUAAAAAAAAUCCGUUUCCUGUCCACCGGGUGAGCAA